Messenger RNA from Tupaia belangeri chinensis (Chinese tree shrew), 3179 nucleotides. RefSeq names its product phosphodiesterase 7A (gene PDE7A). Gene Ontology annotation, biological process: signal transduction. Gene Ontology annotation, molecular function: 3',5'-cyclic-nucleotide phosphodiesterase activity. The coding region runs from base 330 to 1586 and encodes 418 amino acids. The record is from RefSeq and is a predicted model, not a curated record. NCBI's taxonomy places the organism in Eukaryota, Metazoa, Chordata, Mammalia, Scandentia, Tupaiidae. The transcript is spliced from 15 exons.
GUUACCAGCUGCCGGUGCUGCCCCUGGACAGGCCGGUCCCCCAGCACGUCCUCAGCCGCCGAGGAGCCAUCAGCUUCAGCUCCAGCUCUGCACUCUUCGGCUGUCCCAAUCCCCGCCAGCUCUCACAGGUGUGAGCAUUCAUAAGGUCAGCGUAUGAGAAAAUGAAGAAAAACUGAUUUUGCAGAAGAGCAUUCUAAGCUUGAAGGGCUUUAUUUUGGCUGCUGGUCACACCGAAUGCAGAGAAAAUAGAAGCUUAAAGUUGUUGUUUGCCCAAGAGACGUGGAGCUAUUUCCUAUGACAGUUCUGAUCAGACCGCGUUGUACAUUCGUAUGCUAGGAGAUGUACGUGUAAGGAGCCGAGCAGGUUUUGAAUCAGAAAGAAGAGGUUCUCAUCCGUAUAUUGACUUUCGUAUUUUUCACUCUCAAUCUGAAAUUGAAGUGUCCGUCUCUGCAAGGAAUAUCAGAAGGUUACUAAGUUUCCAGCGGUAUCUUAGAUCCUCACGCUUUUUUCGUGGUACUACAGUUUCAAAUUCUCUAAACAUUUUAGAUGAUGAUUAUAAUGGACAAGCUAAGUGUAUGCUGGAAAAAGUUGGGAAUUGGAAUUUUGAUAUCUUUCUAUUUGAUAGACUAACAAAUGGAAAUAGUCUAGUAAGCUUAACCUUUCAUUUAUUUAGUCUUCAUGGAUUAAUUGAGUACUUUCAUCUAGAUAUGAUGAAACUUCGUAGAUUUUUAGUUAUGAUUCAAGAGGAUUACCACAGUCAGAAUCCUUACCACAAUGCAGUCCAUGCUGCAGACGUUACUCAGGCCAUGCACUGUUACUUAAAAGAACCUAAGCUUGCCAGUUCUGUAACUCCUUGGGAUAUCUUGUUGAGCUUAAUCGCAGCUGCCACUCAUGAUCUGGAUCAUCCAGGUGUUAAUCAACCUUUCCUUAUUAAAACUAACCAUUACUUGGCAACUUUAUACAAGAAUACCUCAGUAUUGGAAAAUCACCACUGGAGAUCUGCAGUGGGCUUAUUGAGAGAAUCCGGGCUAUUCUCACAUAUGCCAUUAGAAAGCAGGAAACAAAUGGAGACUCAGAUAGGUGCUUUGAUAUUAGCCACAGAUAUCAGUCGCCAGAAUGAGUAUCUGUCGUUGUUUAGGUCCCACUUGGAUAGAGGCGACUUACACCUAGAAGACACCAGACACAGGCAUUUGGUGUUACAGAUGGCUCUGAAAUGUGCUGAUAUUUGUAACCCUUGUCGGACCUGGGAAUUAAGCAAGCAGUGGAGUGAAAAAGUAACAGAGGAAUUCUUUCAUCAAGGAGACAUUGAAAAAAAGUAUCAUUUGGGUGUGAGUCCCCUCUGUGAUCGUCAGACUGAGUCCAUUGCCAACAUCCAGAUUGGUUUUAUGACUUACCUAGUGGAGCCUUUAUUUACAGAAUGGGCCAGGUUUUCUAACACAAGGCUAUCCCAGACAAUGCUUGGACACGUGGGGCUGAAUAAAGCCAGCUGGAAGGGACUGCAGAGAGAACAGUCCAGCAGUGAGGACGCCGAUGCUGCAUUCGAGUUGAACUCACAGUUAUUACCUCAGGAACAUCGGUUACCAUAACCCCCAGACCAGUGGACAGACUGCCUCCUGGAGGUUUUUAGAAAUGUGAAAUGGGGUCUUGAGGUGAGAGAACUUAACUCUUGACUGCCAAGGUUUCCAAAUGAACGAUGCCAGCAUUAUUUAUUUCCAAGAUCUCCGCUGGAUCAUUUGAACCCACUUUUUAAUUAUUAGACCUGAACAUACAGCAAUAUGCGUUUGGCUUUUGUGUGAAACCUUGAAUAUGCAAAGCCCAGCAGGAGAGAAUCAGACAGGAGCAACAGAAGGAGGUUUUAAGGUGUGCCACGUGUUUUUCAGAGCAUUUAUUCUUCAGACUUUGAAACUUGAACUGGAUCCUUUAGCAGCAAUUUCUUGGAAUAUGACCAGUUUGAUGCAACGUGUGUCUGUACCUUCCACUAAGUUCUCUCUGAGAAAACAGAAAUGUGAAGUGCCCAGCCUCUGCUGCCUCUGGCAAGACUCCAAUGUUUACAAAUCAACUCUGAAAAUACUGGUUCUAACUUGCCUUGGAGCAUGACUGUGAAGGAACCACUAAACACAUUUAAAGAUCAAACCUUAGACUGCAGCUCUUUCUCCCUGGUUUGCCUUUUUUCUUCUGUGGAUGCCACCAAAGCCUCCCGUUUGCUAUGGUUUUAUUUCGUGCACUGGAAACUGAGCAGUUAACAUACAGUACCGCCGAGCUUUCACUCCAGCGCUGUUUGGCAAUGCAAUUUUUUUUGUUUUAACUAUUAGUUUUUAAUUUGGGGGCGGGAGGGGAAGAACACCAAUGUCCUAGCUGUAUUAUGAUUCUGCAGUGAAGACAUUGCAUGUUGUUUUCACUACUGUACACUUGACCUGCACAUGCAAGAAACAAGGUGGAAUGUUUAAAACACCAUAAUCAGCUCAGGGUAUUUGCCAAUCCGAAAUAAAGUGGGAUGGGGAAGUGCGUCCUUCAGAUCAAGGGUACUAAGUCCCUUUCGCUGCAGUGAGUGAGCGCUGUGUUGUGUGUGGAUGUAUGAGUGUGUUUGCGUGCAUGUUUGUGCAUGUAUGACUGUGCAUGUGUCAUGUUUUCCAUGUGGGAAAGGAUGUGAAAUGUAAACUCUUAUUUAUUACUUUAGAAUGUGAUGUAACGGGCAGCCACACGUGGGAGGGGAAGGUAGGUACGCUGUAACAGACGGCUCCAGUUGCCUUAAACUAUGCACAAAGCUAAGUGACCAAACUUCUUGUUUUGAUUUGAAAAAGUGCAUUGUUUUCUUGUCCCUCCCUUUGAUGAAACGUUACCCUUUGAUGGGCCUUUUGAUGUGAACAGAUGUUUUCUAGGACAUUUAAGGACUAAUUUUAAACUCAAAACAUUCCACUUUUGUAAUUUGUUUUAAAUUGUUUUAUGUAUAGUAAGCACAACUGUAAUCUAGUUUUAAGAGAAACCGGUGCUUUCUUUUAGUUCAUUUGUAUUUCCCUUGUUACUGUAAAAGACUGUUUAUUAAUUAUGUUUACAGUUUGUUGCAACAGCCAUUUUCUUGGGAGAAAGCUUGAGUGUAAAGCCAUUUGUAAACGGCUUUGCCAUACUCAUUUUAAUAUGUGCCUGUUGCUGUUAACUUUUGAUGAAUAAAAACCUAUCUU